This is a messenger RNA of Hyla sarda, 3305 nucleotides long. It is a transcript of the gene EYA4, whose product is annotated as EYA transcriptional coactivator and phosphatase 4. Gene Ontology annotation, molecular function: protein tyrosine phosphatase activity. Bases 576 to 2507 code for a protein of 643 amino acids. Gene Ontology annotation, cellular component: nucleus. The record is from RefSeq and is a predicted model, not a curated record. The transcript has 20 exons. Gene Ontology annotation, biological process: multicellular organism development; cell differentiation; negative regulation of extrinsic apoptotic signaling pathway in absence of ligand. Lineage: Eukaryota; Metazoa; Chordata; Amphibia; Anura; Hylidae.
AGCUGGUAAUGUGAGAGACUAUCAGUAGAAAGAGAAUCAGAAAGGGGGAAGGAGGGUGAGAGAAUUCCUGAGGACUUGUACUGUGUGUCUGCUGCACUCAGACUCUGUGUGGGAAGAAAAAACACCAGUGUGGAGCUGACCAGAAGGAAUGACUCUACUUAAACACAUGCUACACACAGGGAAGGAGCCAAUGACAACCCACAGCUAUCUUUUCUGAAGACCAACAUGAGCUCAGAGUCGUCAACACCGGCAAAAGCACCUCUGUGCUGAGCAGCAUUUCAUGUGGGAUUGUCACUACAAUUGUCUCUAUCCUUCUGGUGACUUUAUGUUGUUCAUUCUUCUUGAAGCGAAUACGUAAGGGCUGCUGAAGGAGCACUGGAGCUGUUGCUCUUCUGACUGCUUAUGUGAUCUGAAGUUGUGUAGGGGACAGUCACUCUCAGUAGUGGGGACUUGAUCUUCAAGGAGCCACCUCCAGUAACUGUCAGGAGGAGCAAGGAUAAGGUAGCAGGAGUGCAACAGAAGGAAUUAUACUGUGUGACGUUACUUAAAUACUUGGACCUUACAGAGGAACCUUAAUGGACGACGGUCAGGAUCUGAAUGAGCAAACAGUUAAGAAAACGUGUACAGAAUCAGAUGUUCCAGAGCCUCAGAAUUCCAGGUCUAUGGAAAUGCAGGACUUAGCAAGUCCGCAUAAUCGUGUUGGUAGUGGAGAUGCUUCUGCCUCCAAACUGGAUAAGUCAAAUAUCAGCAAUAGCAACAUCACAACCAAUGGUACAGGAGGGGAGAAUAUGACUGUCCUAAAUACAGCUGACUGGCUGCUCAGUUGCAGCACACCCUCUUCUGCAACAAUGUCUCUUCUUGCAGUCAAAACAGAGCCAAUGAACAGCAAUGAAACCACCACCACAACUGGAGAUGGAUCGCUUGACACUUUUACUGGGUCAGUAAUAACAAGCAGUGGCUACAGUCCAAGAUCAGCACAUCAGUACUCGCCUCAGCUUUAUCCCUCUAAGCCCUAUCCACAUAUUCUCUCAACACCAGCCGCUCAGACUAUGUCAGCCUAUGCUGGCCAGACCCAGUACUCUGGAAUGCAACAACCUACAGUUUACACAGCAUACUCACAAACUGGACAGCCUUACAGUUUACCAACAUAUGAUCUAGGAGUGAUGCUUCCUGGUAUCAAGACAGAAGGUGGUCUUCCUCAAACACAGUCUCCAUUGCAAAGUGGUUGCCUAAGUUAUAGUCCCGGAUUUUCCACACCCCAGCCAGGCCAAACUCCAUACUCCUACCAAAUGCCAGGUUCAAGUUUCACCCCAUCAUCUAGUAUUUAUGCAAAUAACUCCGUAACCAAUUCAACAAACUUUAGUAAUCCUCAGCAGGAUUAUCCCUCUUACACAGCUUUCGGCCAAAACCAAUAUGCACAGUAUUACUCAGCAUCAACAUACUCAGCCUAUAUGACCCCAAAUAACACAGUGGAUGGCACCUCAUCAUCAUCAACGUAUCAGUUACAGGAUUCGCUUACUGGCCUGACUACCCAACCAGGUACAGAUCUUCAUUCAGGAGAUUUUGAUACAGUACAGAGUCCCUCAACACCUAUCAAAGAUCUUGAUGACAGGACGUGUAGAAGUGCUGGGUCAAAGUCUCGGGGAAGAGGGAGAAAAAAUAAUCCAUCACCUCCACCGGACAGCGAUUUGGAAAGAGUGUUCGUUUGGGACCUGGAUGAAACAAUAAUAAUUUUUCAUUCGCUGCUUACUGGAACAUUUGCACAAAAAUAUGGAAAGGAUUCACCAACAGCUGUGACUCUUGGACUGCGAAUGGAAGAAAUGAUUUUCAACCUCGCCGAUGCACACUUAUUUUUUAAUGAUUUGGAGGAAUGCGAUCAAGUCCAUGUCGAUGAUGUUUCAUCAGAUGAUAAUGGCCAAGACUUAAGUUCUUACAGUUUUGCCACUGAUGGCUUCCGAGCAGCAGCAAGCAGUACUACACUCUGCUUACCAACUGGUGUGAGGGGUGGCGUGGAUUGGAUGAGAAAGUUGGCGUUCCGAUAUAGACGAGUAAAAGAGCUGUACAAUACUUACAAGAACAAUGUAGGAGGACUUUUUGGCCCAGCUAAAAGAGAAGCCUGGCUUCAAUUGCGAGCAGAUCUUGAAGUCCUGACAGACUCCUGGCUCUCAAAUGCACUUAAAUCACUAUCACUCAUUAGCACAAGAAGUAAUAGUGUAAAUGUCUUGGUGACUACAACACAACUUAUUCCGGCACUUUCCAAGGUCUUGCUGUAUAGUUUAGGAGGAGUAUUUCCAAUUGAAAAUAUCUAUAGCGCAACUAAAAUAGGGAAAGAAAGUUGCUUUGAACGCAUAAUACAAAGGUUUGGCAGAAAAGUAGUAUAUGUUGUAAUUGGGGAUGGUGUAGAAGAAGAACAGGCAGCAAAAAAGAAUAACAUGCCUUUUUGGAGAAUAUCAAGUCAUUCAGAUCUUUUGGCUCUUCAUCAAGCACUGGAACUAGAAUAUUUGUAACUAUUUCAUCUUGGACAACCUUUUUUUUAAAAUGUACAUAAAUAUAUAUAUAAAUAUAUUUUAAGUACACACUGAAUUUUUAUGUGUGAUUUAAUGCCUCGGGCUUUUAACACACAUGGACUGUCUUAAACAAAGGAUAAUCAACAGUAAUGAUUGAAGACAAAGAUUUGCUAGAUGAAGAAUUGCUAGAUAAAGGAAAAUGAAGAAGCUGAGUGCUGCAAAGUUACACUUAGUAACCUUGAGCAGUUAUCAGUUGAAUGAAUCGGUCAAUGGAAGACCGUGGUGAAGAGCAGAUGUGCGGAACUCUUGAUGAAUAUAGACACAUGUUUUCCGACCGAAGAGGUGGUGUUCAACAUUCCUCAUAAUGGGAUCUCAUUCUCAGCACUGAGGUGUGAAUCAGGCAUAAACCUACCUACCCGGAAAAUCUGAAUAUAGAAUGCACUCCAACUAUAUAAUGACAAUCAUGUCUAGACCUGUAAUUUUGUGUAAAUUAUUGACAAAACAAAUAAUAAUUUACUGUGAUUUUAUUAGCAGCUGAUUUUGAAAGUGGAUGUAACAUUUCUAUUUUUCUUUUUUUUUUUUCUUUUUUUUUGGGGAAGGGCUGGUUGGGCAGUGGGUGGUGAGAUCUAAAAAAGAUUAACAUGCUGUCUCUUUUAUAGGUUUGGCAAUCAGAAUGUGGAUAAUGAUGUGUGUGCCUUAAAGACAAGACAGUGUUUGCGUGUUACAAUGUAAUUUUGGUUAAGAGAAAGGUAGUUAUAUGAAAUCUUCAUUUGGGAUGAUUUCUUCAUUCAUGACCAA